AUUAAGGAGUGCGGUAAUAAUAAUACGUUCAUUUCAGUUCAAGGCAUAAGUUAUGGUCUUGUUCCUCCACAAUGCUUCCAGUUUCUUCACUCUCCCUCAGCCAUCACAAAACCACAACAACAAUUGCCGAAGCCACGUGCCACUGCGCGUUCUUCAAAUUCAGUUUCAACAAACCUCAUCAUCAUCGCACUCCUCUCCUCUUCCCUAACCACCUUCCCAACGCAUCGCCGCCACUUCUACGAACGACAACCUCUCUCCGUCGCAAUGCCGCGGCAGAUCCGCCUCCUGGUUUCUCCGGCGUCGCUGACGUGAUCGUCGUUGGCGCCGGCGUCGCCGGUUCCGCUCUCGCCUACACCCUCGCCAAGGAUGGACGAUGUGUCCAUGUUAUUGAGAGAGACUUGAGAGAGCCAGACAGAAUCGUUGGUGAACUUCUCCAGCCAGGAGGAUAUCUAAAGCUAAUUGAAUUAGGGUUACAAGACUGUCUGGAGCAAAUUGAUGCACAAAGGGUGUUAGGAUAUGUUCUUUUCAAGGACGGGAAAAAAACUAAGCUGCCUUAUCCUUUGGAGAACUUUCAUGCUGAUGUGGCUGGUAGGAGCUUCCAUAACGGACGGUUUAUACAGAGGAUGAGAGAAAAAGCUGCUACUCUGCACCAUGUACGAAUGGAGCAGGGCACUGUAACAUCUCUUCUUGAACAGGAUAAUGGAACUAUUAUAGGGGUUCAGUACAAAACUAAAGAUGGCCAAAAACUUAAAGCAUAUGCUCCCUUCACAAUUGUUUGUGAUGGCUGUUUCUCAAAUCUACGUCGGUCUCUCUGCUACCCCAAGGUAGAAGUACCCUCCUGUUUCGUGGGUUUAGUUCUGGAGAAUUGUCAACUCCCACUUGAAAAUUACGGGCAUGUUAUUUUGGCUGAUCCUUCCCCUAUCUUAUUUUAUCGCAUCAGCAGCACUGAAGUUCGGUGCUUAGUUGAUAUACCUGGUCAAAAAGUUUCUCCUGUUGGUAAAGGUGGAAUGGCCAACUACCUUAGGGCUAUGGUGGCUUCCCAGAUUCCACCCGAGCUUCGUGAUGCUUUCAUAUCUGCAAUUGAUCGAGGAAAUAUCAGAACCAUGCCUAACAGUAGCAUGGCAGCAGAUCCAUAUCCUACUCCUGGAGCUCUGUUAAUGGGUGAUGCUUUCAACAUGCGUCAUCCUUUGACUGGUGGAGGAAUGACAGUGGCACUGUCUGAUAUUGUUGUGCUGCGGAAUCUUCUAAAGCCAAUUUGUGACCUGAAUGAUGCAACCUCAUUAUGCAGACAUCUUGAAUCCUUUUACAUCUUACGCAAGCCUAUGGCAUCCACCAUAAAUACUUUGGCAGGUGCCCUAUAUAAGGUCUUUUCGACUUCACCCAAUGAAGCUAGAAAGGAACUGCGCCAAGCAUGUUUUGACUACUUGAGCCUUGGACAUUUUUUUUCAAGUGGACCCAUCGCUCUACUCUCUGGUCUAAACCCUAGCCCGCUGAAUUUAAUUCUCCAUUUUUUUGCUGUUGCAUUAUAUGGGGUUGGCCGUUUGCUCUUACCAUUUCCUUCAUUUGAACGUACUUGGAUUGGAGCUAAAAUAGUUUUGUGUGCAUUUGGCAUAAUAUUUCCCAUCAUCAAGGGUGAAGGAGUAAGGCAAAUGUUUUUCCCCACAUCCAUACCGGCAUUUUAUAGAGCUCCUCCUGAUAGGUGGUGCAUUGAGGAGUAAGGGAACCAUUGUUCUGCCUGCAAUGCAUUUUCAAUUAAUUUGUCUUGAAAUUAAAGCGGAUUUCGAUGGACGCAAAGGACAUUUGUUAUGCCACUUGGAAGGGAUUAUUGAUGAGGGGUUUCUAUAGGUUUUAGGAGGUAAUUGGUCAACCCCUUUUACUUUCAUUGUACCAAAAGAAAAAAGUAAAUAGACAUUGUCAACCUGAAAAUUGUGUGCUUAUAUAUGUAGUAUAUUCCUGUCUUGUUUUUAUUUCCCUUCAGCACACAUCAUUGUACCAAAAGAGGGGGGAUACUUUGGUUCAGAAUGGAUGUACAGAACAGAAAAUUAUAUGUUAGCAUCAUUGUAUAUUAUUACUCAUAAGUACUUUAUUUUUUUCUUUAACAAGUAUUUUAUUACU
Glycine soja is the source of this 2115-nucleotide messenger RNA. RefSeq names its product squalene epoxidase 3-like. Gene Ontology annotation, biological process: sterol biosynthetic process. Gene Ontology annotation, molecular function: flavin adenine dinucleotide binding; squalene monooxygenase activity. Lineage: Eukaryota; Viridiplantae; Streptophyta; Magnoliopsida; Fabales; Fabaceae. The transcript is spliced from 8 exons. The coding region runs from base 72 to 1718 and encodes 548 amino acids. Gene Ontology annotation, cellular component: endoplasmic reticulum; membrane. The record is from RefSeq and is a predicted model, not a curated record.